AGCUGUACUACCUGUCUCGCGAGAUUCUGCGAGGUGAUAAGUUGAAGAAACAUGGCGACGUCUAAUUUGUUAAAGAACAAGGGCUCCCUGCAGUUUGAGGACAAGUGGGAUCUGAUGCGUCCCAUCGUUCUCAAGCUGCUCAGACAGGAAGCCGUCACCAAGCAACAGUGGUUCGAUUUGUUCUCAGAUGUCCAUGCUGUGUGUCUAUGGGAUGACAAAGGACCGGCCAAAAUCCACCAAGCCCUCAAAGAGGACAUCCUAGACUUCAUCAAACAAGCACAGGCUCGGGUGCUGAGCCACCAGGAUGACACGGCGCUGCUGAAGGCCUACAUCGUAGAGUGGAGGAAGUUCUUCACCCAGUGCGACAUCCUGCCCAAGCCCUUCUGUCAGCUGGAGAUCACGCUCAUGGGCAAACAGGGCAGCAACAAGAAAACGAACAUGGAGGACAGCAUCGUACGCAAGCUGAUGUUGGACACGUGGAACGAGUCCAUCUUUUCCAACAUUAAGAGCCGCCUGCAGGACAGCGCCAUGAAGCUGGUGCACGCCGAGAGGCAGGGCGAGGCCUUCGACUCGCAGCUCGUCAUCGGGGUGCGAGAGUCGUACGUGAACCUGUGCUCUAACCCAGAGGACAAGCUGCAGAUCUACAGGGAUAACUUUGAGAAAGCCUACCUGGACUCCACAGAGAGGUUUUACAGAACGCAAGCACCGUCCUACCUGCAACAAAACGGCGUCCAGAACUACAUGAAAUAUGCGGACGCAAAGCUGAGAGAAGAGGAGAAGAGAGCACUUAGAUAUCUCGAGACGCGUCGUGAAUGUAACUCCGUCCAAGCACUUAUGGAGUGUUGUGUGAAUGCUCUGGUGACCUCGUUCAAAGAGACAAUCUUAGCCGAAUGUCCAGGGAUGAUCAAACGGAACGAGACAGACAAGCUGCACUUGAUGUUUUCACUGAUGGACAAGGUUCCCAGCGGGAUCGAGCCCAUGCUGAAAGACCUGGAAGAACAUAUCCUCAAUGCUGGACUAGCAGACAUGGUGGCUGCUGCCGAGACUAUCACUACUGACUCUGAGAAGUACGUGGAGCAGUUGCUGACUUUGUUUAACCGCUUCAGUAAGCUGGUAAAAGAGGCCUUCCAUGACGACCCUCGCUUCCUCACAGCAAGAGAUAAGGCUUACAAGGCUGUCGUCAAUGACGCCACAAUCUUCAAACUGGAGCUGCCACUGAAACAGAAAGGUGUGGGGUUGAAGACUCAGCCAGAGUCCAAGUGUCCUGAGCUGCUGGCUAACUACUGUGACAUGCUGCUGAGGAAAACCACUCUCAGCAAGAAACUCACCUCAGAAGAAAUCGAGCUCAAACUCAAAGAAGUGCUCUUGGUGUUGAAAUACGUCCAGAACAAAGACGUCUUCAUGCGUUACCACAAAGCUCACCUGACCAGGCGCCUGAUUCUGGACAUUUCGGCGGACAGCGAGAUUGAAGAGAACAUGGUGGAGUGGCUGAGAGAAGUAGGAAUGCCUGCUGAUUAUGUGAACAAGCUGGCCAGGAUGUUUCAGGACAUCAAGGUCUCAGAGGACCUCAACCAGGUCUUCAAAGAGAUGCACAAACACAACAGGCUGGCACUGCCAGCGGACAGCGUGAACAUUAAGAUCCUGAACGCCGGCGCGUGGUCACGAAGCAGUGAGAAGGUUUUUGUCUCGCUGCCCACGGAGCUGGAGGACCUGAUCCCUGAGGUGGAAGACUUCUACAAGAGGAAUCACAGCGGACGCAAACUCCACUGGCACCACCUCAUGUCCAACGGCAUUAUCACCUUUAAAAACGAGGUGGGCCAAUACGACCUGGAGGUGACGACGUUCCAGCUGGCCGUGUUGUUUGCGUGGAACCAGCGACCCAGAGAGAGAAUCACCUUCGAGAACCUCAAACUGGCCACAGAGCUGCCGGACGCAGAGCUACGCCGCACUCUCUGGUCUCUAGUGGCCUUCCCCAAGCUGAAGAGACAGGUGUUGUCUUAUGAGGCUCCAGUUAGCUCGCCCAAGGACUUCACAGACAGCACGCUCUUCUACGUCAACCAGGAGUUCUCACUCAUCAAAAACUCCAAAGUCCAGAAGCGGGGAAAGAUCAAUCUGAUUGGUCGGCUGCAGCUGACCACAGAGCGAAUGAGAGAAGAGGAGAAUGAAGGAAUCGUUCAGCUCAGAAUACUCAGAACUCAGGAGGCCAUCAUCCAAAUCAUGAAGAUGAGGAAGAGAAUCAGCAACGCCCAGCUGCAGACGGAGCUGGUGGAGAUCCUGAAGAACAUGUUUCUGCCUCAGAAGAAGAUGAUCAAGGAGCAGAUCGAGUGGCUCAUCGAGCACAAGUACAUAAAGAGGGACGAGACAGACCUCAACACCUUCAUCUACAUGGCCUAGGCACAGGCAGCGAGGGAGGGAGCGCUUUCUUGCUCCGUUUUUUUUUAAAAUUCAUGGCCUGCAACGGGCGCUUUAAAACCCCGCGAGAGGAGAAGGAUCAAAAGGAUGUGUGAAGACGAGAAGACGGUUAAUGAUACGUAGGGAGUGCGUUGAAGGACGAGCCUUUUCAACAAAAGUGUGGAUAUGUGUUUGUGUUUGUGAGACGCCACGUGUGUUAUUGACAGGAGAGUGGAGUCGUCGGACUGUCUGUGUGUCUCCGCUGCCCUCGAGUGUCGAUCAGAGGCGAGGGACGGCCGUCUGCCAGCAGCCGAGAUGAGGAAAAGAAAUAAUGACAUAAUUAAAUUCUAUACUUCCUGCCUUACUUUGUCAGCGACGGACUGCAGAGGAGGAACUGCGAGCAGGGAAAGGGAGGACAAAUGUUACAAGCCGAUAUCAAUCCUUUGCUUUCACUUAAUGCCACAGCUUCCGUCUUAGCGGCAGCCGUUUUGCAUCCCUCCUAUUCUACAUUUGAACUGGGAAUGCAAAAAAAAAAAAAAAAAAAAAAAGCCGCGAGUGAAAGCUGCCAUUGAGGAGGAGCGCACACGGAUGGAAAGAUCAGUUGAAACUACCGAGGAGUAUUUUGCCAAAUUGUCGGUGUGUGUGUGUGUGUGUGUUUGGGUGUGCAUCCGGUCUUUUUAGACGUGUGUAUGUGUGUGUGCACUUUCGACAGCAUGCUGCUCUAUGAUUUUUGUUUUGGAGGAUCUGUCACAUGAUUUUGGUUGUGUCUGAGAAGGUUGGGAAAUCAAGACCAGCCACCAUUUUAAAUGCUGUUUUUCUUUCUAUUAUCGCCUGGCAGCAGGUAAACACGUAUUGUCUGGAGAGCUCUCUUAGUCUGCGGAAAUGAUCACACUGCAAACUGUUUAUUUGGUGUGUAAAGACCCGUGCUCUAAACAUGGUGAGGUUAAAUACCAGCUGAACGCAUCAAUGAGGGACUUACAGUAAAAUAGAAACACAGAUACUUACAUAGACUAGAUUGGAGCUCCAUUUACUCAACUUUCACCUCAUUAAUCCCUUAAGAGGGUCAGUCUUCGCACAAUGUCAGCACCAGGACAAUGCUGUUUAACUUUAACAACAGAAAUUUAGUUCAUUAAAGGGAUAGUUCAGAUGUUUAGAAGUGUGGUUGUGUGAGCUACUUCUCCACAGUCAUUGUGUUAGCUACAGUAGACGGCGGCCGGCACAGUCCCAGUUUGGAGAAGCAGGCACAAGUACGGACAUGGAUUUUAAACAGAUUUUAGACACCUAAAUAAUCAAUAUCAGUUUAAUUCUACGCUGUAUUUGAAAUAUUUUCACAGCUUUACCUUGCUGUCAGACAGCCCUUUACGACGGGGAACUGAAGCCGUUCUAUCUCUGCUCUCUUCAAAGCCACCAGAACCCCUUGUGACAAAAACACACAUUUUUUUAGUUCCUAGCCCUUUCAAACACCAAAGUCGCACAAAAACACAAACUAACUAACCGAGUGAGGCAGCGGUAGAGUCUGGUGGCUUUGACGAAAGCGUAGAACAGCUUCACUUUCCCACCGUGUAACCUUAAACGGGGCUUCCUGACGUCAAAGUAUUCUAAAUAUAGCAUACCCUCAAACUGAUACAGAUGUUUUUACUUUUCUAAAGGCUCUGACACACCAACAGAGCAGAAAAGGCAGUCGGACCGAUCAGUCGGCUCCGCGAGGUCUCGGAACGCACCGAAGCGACGCCGACUUGAGCGUACGCGAGACGUAAUACGUCUCCAUAACAGCAGGCGGCGCUAAUCUGUAUUGUCGCCCCAAUAAAAUGAAAACCGGAAACGACGGAACAUCUCUCCAGACCUCGUAAACACAGAGCACGCGGUCGUCAGUCGUCGUUUUCAUCAGAGAGCGUCGACAGCAGUCAAGAAGGAUCGUUGUUGUCAUUACUCGCUGAACGGAAGAAAACACGAUGGCUAGUAACGAGAAGCUACUGGCGUUGUCAGCUCCGGUUUUCUCGUGCACUGAUUGGCUAGUCAAGGGCUAGCUCAUACAACCACACUUCAAAACAUCUGAACUAUCCCUUUAAUGUUUAAAAUGAAUGUGCUGCUGUUUUGGGGAGUAUUUUUUUCCCGCCAAGGAGAACACUGUCUGAGCUAUUGUAGAGUUCAUAAAGUGUGUGUGUGUGUGUGUGUGUGUGUGUGUGUGUGUGUGUGUGUGUGUGUGUGUGUGUGUGUGUGUGUGUGUGUGUGUGCGCCUCUCCACCACACUUUUCAACAGAAAUGUCACUCAUUGUCAAAGUGAAUGUGCAAAGCAGCCGUUUGGUAACCUACCAGCCGUGUCUUGAUUGUCUUUAUGAUGAUGAUAACGAUAUGGUGGCUGUUUGAGAUCCCCCUUAAGUUUGUAUUUGUACAGUCCCAGUGGAGAAGCUAUACACUACGAUCUAGAUUUUCCUCUGAAGAAUCAGUUCUGUCUCAGUGCAAGUUAUUCUCGAUGGCCAUACGUGCGCGUUGUGGAGUCCGAUCCGCUGUAAGAAAAAACAUUGAUGCUGCGGAAGUCAGUCUGCCUCUUUAGUACUUAAUUCCAUCUGUGUGUGUUUUCUGCCUGUGUUACACUAUAUUUUUGUUACCCGUCAGAUUCUGUUGAGUUUCAGCUAUUAGCAAUUAGCACUUUUCUACCUCUUCUACAACUCGGACAACAGCUGCCCAGGGUCAUACGUGUUGUUAGCCGCUAACUAGGCCUAGUCCACAUGUACACCGGUAUUUUUCAAACAUAGCUUUAUCUAUGCGUUUUUGGCCUUUCGUCCACACACAAACAGCGUUUUAGGUCACUG
This is a messenger RNA of Sander lucioperca (pikeperch), 5204 nucleotides long. RefSeq names its product cullin-5-like. NCBI's taxonomy places the organism in Eukaryota, Metazoa, Chordata, Actinopteri, Perciformes, Percidae. Gene Ontology annotation, molecular function: ubiquitin protein ligase binding. The record is from RefSeq and is a predicted model, not a curated record. Gene Ontology annotation, biological process: protein ubiquitination; SCF-dependent proteasomal ubiquitin-dependent protein catabolic process. Gene Ontology annotation, cellular component: SCF ubiquitin ligase complex; Cul5-RING ubiquitin ligase complex. The transcript is spliced from 19 exons. The coding region runs from base 52 to 2394 and encodes 780 amino acids.